Messenger RNA from Pleuronectes platessa (European plaice), 2703 nucleotides. It is a transcript of the gene ddx51, whose product is annotated as DEAD (Asp-Glu-Ala-Asp) box polypeptide 51. The transcript is spliced from 16 exons. Gene Ontology annotation, molecular function: nucleic acid binding; ATP binding. Lineage: Eukaryota; Metazoa; Chordata; Actinopteri; Pleuronectiformes; Pleuronectidae. Bases 207 to 2213 code for a protein of 668 amino acids. Gene Ontology annotation, cellular component: nucleus. The record is from RefSeq and is a predicted model, not a curated record.
AUAAACCUCAAAGAAGAAAUCCAUGCUGCGCAAUCAGCGAACCAAACCAACACACGAGGCAAUUUGGGACUAUGAAGGCUGACUAUUACGUAACUUAAAAAACGUCGAAUCUGGACGGAGAGAAUAUUUAGUCAAUUUAAACUUUCAAAGUAAUUGAAACAAGCACUUGGAGCUUUUCAGUAGGAGCGUUUCAUCUCGCUUCAGACAUGUCUCUGUUUAUUGUGAACAGGUAUCUUGGAAUGGAGGAAGAUGGGAGCGUUUCAAAAGAAUCUCAGUCUCAGGUGUUGCUUGCUAAACUGCAGCAGAAGGCUAAAGAGAAGCAGAAACAGAGUUUGACAGAACAGAGACCAGACCUGUUUGAGAAGCAGACACUACAGCUGGUUGACAAAAAGAAAAGAAGAGCUGACAAGGACAGCAGUCAGGAGCCUCAACACCACAAAAAGAGGAAUUCAGAAGUAGCUCCUUUGUGUGAGUUGAGCUCUGCAAACCAUGAUGAGCCUGUCAAAGAGAAAAUUAAUAAGAAAGGUUUGAAUGCGAGACCGAAAAAGAAAAAAAAGAAUCUUACAGACAGUUCACCUCAAUGUCUGUCAGAGCCUCCUGUGACUGGAAGAGAUGGACCAGAGGACAGUGAAGCAGCAGAGGCAGACAAUUACCGAUUAAAGCAAACCACAGAGAUGUCUUCCACUCCAAUUGGAUUCACAGUUGUGGGAGGAUUUGAAAACAAACCUUUCCAAAAGAUACAAAGAGUCCUGCCACAGUGGCUUGCUCAGCCUGAUGUGAUUCACAGAGACAUUAAAAACAACCAGGUCCCCAUCUCUGACAUCUCCCAGCUGUGUGCGCCACUUGUGAAAAAACUACAGAAUAAUGGAAUUCAGCACUUCUUUCCUGUUCAAGCAGAGGUCAUUCCGGCCAUCUUGGAGAGCAUGCAGCUAGGGCUGCUUAUCGGACGUGGUGGCUACAAGCCGAGAGAUAUCUGUGUGUCUGCACCUACAGGCAGUGGCAAGACUCUUGCAUUUGUGAUACCUGUCAUUCAGAUGUUGAUGGAGCGGGUGGUGUGUGAAGUCCGGGCUUUGGCUGUGUUGCCAACCAAAGAGCUCGCUCAGCAGGUUUGCAAAGUGUUCACAUCAUAUGCUGAGGGAACAACUCUGAAAGUGGUGAUGCUGGCUGGUCAGAGGUCCUUUGCUGCAGAGCAGGCUUCACUCUCUGAACAAAGUGGAGGCAUAAGCCGCAGUUUAGCAGACAUUGUUGUGGCCACUCCAGGUCGACUGGUUGAUCACAUCAACAAGAAUUCCGGCUUAUGUCUGAAACAUCUGAGGUUCCUUAUAAUUGAUGAGGCUGAUAGGAUGAUUGAAAGCAUGCACCAGUCUUGGCUCAAUCAUGUGGUGAGGGCAGUGUUCAGAUCAGGAAGUGACCAAAGAUCAAUGUCCGUCUUCAGGAGAACUGAACCUGCAUACAUCACAGCAGCCAGUCUGUCUCCACCUCAGAUGCCACUACAGAAGCUGCUGUUUUCUGCCACACUCACACAAAAUCCAGAAAAGCUUCAGCAGCUGGGCCUCCACCAGCCCAGACUCUUUAGCUCCCUCCAUAGAUGCAGCAACAUCACCACACCUGCAGUUCCCAACCACAAACAAGAGCGGUUUGACUUUCCCCAAGGCCUGACGGAGCACUAUGUUCCCUGUACGUUAAGCAGCAAACCCCUCCUCAUCCUUCACUUCCUCCUACGAAUGAAGCUCAGCCCCAUCCUCUGCUUCACCAAUUCCAGAGAGACUGCACACAGACUGUUCCUCCUAGUACAGCUCUUUGGUGGAGUUAAUGCUGCUGAAUUCUCCUCACGCCUCUCUCCUGGAGAGAGAAAGAAGAAGCUGAAAGAAUUUGAACAAGGAAAAAUACAACUGUUGGUCUGCACCGAUGCAGCUGCCAGAGGAAUUGACAUUAACAGAGUCAAAUGUGUUGUGAAUUACGAUGCACCACAAUACAUCAGGACAUACAUUCACAGGAUUGGAAGAACAGCAAGAGCAGGAAAAACAGGCCUGGCCUUCACCCUCCUACUCCGAGUUCAGGAGAAGAGCUUCCUUCAGAUGGUGGUGGAUGCAGGAAGCCCUGGGAUUCAAAAGCAGAUUGUUAAACAUGAGAACCUCCAGAGUAUGGAACCCAGAUAUGAACAAACACUGCAGGAGUUGGCUAUGGUUAUUAAGGAUGAGAGAGCCAAAUAAUGGAUCAACACCAACAUUUUCUGCUGUUGACAUCUGUGCCUUACCAUGCAUUUUAUCUGCUGUUGGUUGCUACUAAUGUUUAAUAAAACAUGACGUUUGUAUGAUGAAGCUGCUGACUUUAGCUUCGCACUGACAGCUCCCAUGUGAAGAUCUAAAGAAUUGAAAAGGAGCUGAGGUUAUUUUUACCAUGGACUCCAUGUAAUGGCUCAUUAGCCUGUCAAUCUACAAAGUGAUCAGUUCAUCAAUGGCAGCAAAAAAAACAUAAUUUAAGACAAAUAAGUUAAUAAGUCCCAAAUUAUGAAUCCACAAACUAAUUAACAGUUUGUGUAUAAAGAGAACUCAAUAAAUAUGAAGUGAUAUGUGAGUGUUUUUGUGGUUGGAUAGUGAUUUACUAUGAUUCAUGUAAUUCAUUCUCAUAAAAUAUUUUUGGGAAUUUCUUACUCUAUGAUUUACCAUCUGCUAUUUAAUAAACACAUUGAACUAGAAGUAA